AUGUCUUCUGGACGCGGCGGCUUCUCGGUCCGGGACCUUCUGGACCUGCCGGCGGGGGACUCCGCGGCGGGUGCCGAAGACCCGGAGGAAGAGGAGGCCGACGCCGAGGAGACCCCCGAGGAGGCUCCGCACCCGGGCCGCCUCAAGCUGUCAAUGCACGCGGGUCCUGGCGCGUCCACCGCGCCCGUGCGCCGCGCGCGCAAGCGGCGCGUCCUCUUCUCCAAAGCGCAGACGUCCGAACUGGAGCGGCGCUUCCGGCAGCAGCGCUACCUGUCCGCCCCCGAGAGGGAGCACCUGGCCGGCCGCAUCCAGCUCACGCCCAACCAGGUGAAGAUCUGGUUCCAGAACCAUCGCUACAAGACCAAGCGCUGCCUGCAGGGGGCGCUGCGGCUGCUGCGGGCGCCGCACAGGUUCGCCGCCAUCCCGGCGGUUCUGCUGCGGCACGGGAAGCCGAGCGGCGAGCGGCUCGGGGGGAGCCCGCGCGACCUGCGGCUGGCCUUUCCGGUUCCGGUGUGCGCCUACGCGCACGCGCACGCGCCCGAUCCCCAGCAGACCCUCGGACGGCUCACCUGCAGCUGGAACAACAACUGGACCUGA
Phycodurus eques (leafy seadragon) is the source of this 597-nucleotide messenger RNA. RefSeq names its product homeobox protein Nkx-2.8-like. Gene Ontology annotation, molecular function: RNA polymerase II cis-regulatory region sequence-specific DNA binding; DNA-binding transcription factor activity, RNA polymerase II-specific. Gene Ontology annotation, cellular component: nucleus. The transcript has 2 exons. Gene Ontology annotation, biological process: cell differentiation; regulation of transcription by RNA polymerase II. NCBI's taxonomy places the organism in Eukaryota, Metazoa, Chordata, Actinopteri, Syngnathiformes, Syngnathidae. The record is from RefSeq and is a predicted model, not a curated record. Bases 1 to 597 code for a protein of 198 amino acids.